Trypanosoma cruzi is the source of this 579-nucleotide messenger RNA. RefSeq names its product mucin TcMUCII, putative. The coding region runs from base 1 to 579 and encodes 192 amino acids. The transcript has a single exon. The record is from RefSeq and is a predicted model, not a curated record. Lineage: Eukaryota; Euglenozoa; Kinetoplastea; Trypanosomatida; Trypanosomatidae.
AUGAUGACGUGCCGUCUGCUGUGCGCCCUGUUGGUGCUCGCCCUGUCCUGCUGCCCUUCCGUGUGUAUGACAAUCCCUGAGAAGGCUUUAGUUUCUGAAGCUCCAGUUGAUGGUAAAGGCGCCGGUCAAUUGUCCCAUACACCUGGAGGAACACCGGCCACGACGCUCGGUGAGCCAGGUUCGACAGUUCCGGGGCCGGUUACUGAACAAGGAAGCGAAGCCGGAAAUGGUGGAGCUGCGACCGAUCCACAACCGCAACCAAAUGCUGCUCUGAAUAAUUUACAAGGAAAAGGUACGGAUGAUAAGAAAAAGACAGAAAGUGGAACGAGUUCGUCUGCAGAACAAAGAAAUAAGAGUGAAGAAGAUUCCGCCCAGAAGACCACGACGACCACGACUACACUAGCACCAACCACGACCACUACGAGCACUACAACCACGACUACAGAGACACCAACUACUACAACCACCCGCGCACCGUCACGUCUUCGUGAAGUCGACGGCAGCCUCAGCAGCUCUGCGUGGGUGUGUGCCCCGCUGCUGCUCGCCGUAUCCGCGCUGGCGUACACCGCUCUGGGCUGA